GGGUUGGAGCUCAAUUAAUGAAAUAAACCCGCCGAUAAAAAAGUAGUGAGUGUGAAUGCUGUUCAAUCCCUUAACAUUGUGUUUAUGUGGCCUCAUUAAACACGGGGUGGUUCUUCAGGGUUUCAAACGGCGGCGGCGGCGGCGCGCGCUGUGCACUUUUCAAAGUGACGCAACGGUGAUGCGACAGACUCCUUGACAAACCGUUUGCAGUGUGUGUGUGUGUGUGUGUGUGUGACGUGUUGCCGUGGAAACACUCGGGAAAUGACAUUUUUUAGUGAAAAAUGACAACCAUGUGUUCAAUGCAGUCUUCCACAGGCCGUCUUCCCCCGUGGCUGAGAACCCAGCAGCUCCGCCAGCAUGUCCCACGUCUCCUCCGCUGCCAAGCGCUACGCUGGCCCGUCCUACACCAGCCACUACAGCUCCUACAGUCCCUCCAUAACCCCUAGCCUUAGCUCCUACGGCGAGCGGAACAGGUAUUCCUCCUACAAAUCCCCUACCUCAUCCUCAGGGUACGCCUCGUCCAGCUACCUGAGCAGCACCACAGGCCACAGUCGAAACUACACAACCUCCGACCGUGGCCGGGUCAUCCCACGGACUGACAUCCUUGGGAGUAGCAGCAGCAACCGCCGCAGUGAAAGCCUCAGUCGAACCCCUGUCAAGAGCUAUGCAGGUUCUGGACUUAGUGGGGGGUCAGCCUACACUGCAUACAGCUCCUAUUCGUCCCCCUCAGCCCAGUCCAGCUACCUCUCCUCUUCACCGGUGGCCUCCAGAAUGUCGUUCAAUCGACGAAAAUCAGCAUCCCAGAGUGACUUAAGCAAGGACUUGGCCUCUCUGGCUAUCAAUGACGCCUCGUCCACCUCGUCCAGCCCGUCUUCCUCCUCCGGCACCUCAAGGAGCUACCGGAGUCGAACCAAUGACGUGGCUACCUCCUAUGGCGUUAACUCCUCGAAUCUGUCACGGAGCUCUACUCAAGAGUCCCCCUCAUGGAGCUCCACCAAGGAGCCCUUCAGCAGAAGCAGCACUUCAUACAGUUCUUCAAUGAGUGCUGUGUCCCCCUCCAGGCAAACCACGAACUCAAAGAGUGCACAGGGGCUGGUGGGACUAAAAAACCUCGGAAACACUUGUUUCAUGAACAGCAUCCUGCAAUGUCUCAGCAACACACACAGCCUGCGAGACUAUUGCCUGCACAACUUACACCGAAAAGACCUUAACAACAACAGCCGCACCAACACAGCCCUCAUGGAAGAAUUUGCCAAGCUGAUACAAACCAUGUGGUCAUCAACCAGCAGUGAAGCAGUCAGUCCCUCUGAAUUCAAAACUCAGAUCCAGAGAUAUGCUCCCAGAUUUGUCGGAUACAACCAACAGGACGCUCAAGAGUUCCUGCGCUUUCUCCUGGACGGCCUGCACAAUGAGGUCAACAGAGUCACCGUCAGGCCACGAGGCACUGCCGAAGACUUUGAUCACCUACUGGAUGAGGAGAAAGGUAGGAAGAUGUGGAGUAAAUACCUGGAGAGGGAAGACAGUAAAAUUGUCGACUUGUUUGUUGGACAGCUCAAAAGCUCACUGACCUGCAGCCAUUGUGGUUUCUGCUCGACUGUCUUUGACCCUUUCUGGGAUCUGUCUUUGCCUAUUGCCAAGAAGGGCUAUGGUGAGGUGAGCCUUAUGGACUGCAUCCGGCUCUUCACCAAGGAAGAUGUCCUUGACGGAGAUGAGAAGCCAACAUGCUACAAGUGCAAAGCAAGGAGAAGAUGCACCAAGAAGUUCACAAUACAGAAGCUCCCCAAGAUCUUAGUUCUGCAUCUCAAACGCUUUUCAGAAGCAAGAAGAACCAGCAAAUUGUCCACCUUUGUUAAUUUCCCCCUGAAGGAUCUCGACUUGCAAGAGUUUGCCUCUGAAACCAGCAUCCAUGCGGUUUACAACCUGUAUGCAGUGUCCAACCACUCAGGCACCACUAUGGGGGGUCAUUACACAGCCUACUGUCGCAACCCCACAUCUGGAGAGUGGUACACCUUUAAUGACUCCAGAGUAACGCCAAUGUCCUCCAGCCAAGUACGCAGCAGCGACGGCUACGUCUUGUUUUACGAGCUGGCCUCUUCCUCCCGCAUGUGAUGCCUGGGGAGAACAACAGAGGCCGCAGCAGCACCACCAUGAUGUAUGGUGGAAUGGAAAAUGAAUUAUUACAACACUUAGCACUAAGACUCCUCCAGCAGGAUGGAGGCUGCUUCUGUAAACGGAGAGACGUGAGAGAAGGGGCACACAAGAACUUUGACCACCAGCCCUGCUAUCUCCCUUGUUGUGUCUUGUCUCUCAUCCAGGGUAGAGGUGUGUGCGCGCUCCUGUGUGUUUGCGUGUGUGUGUGUGUGUGUGUGUUUGUGUGUGCAUGUGCGUGCAUGUGUGUGAGAGUUAGCUGGGCACAGGGCAAUAAUCCCAUUCAUCUGAGGAACCCAUGAGUCCACCUCCAUCUUCUAAGUCUAUGCACCACAAGCCCAACACCUGACUGCGCCUUCACUUUUUUGUGUGUCAUUUCUGCUUCCACUGUUUUUUUUAUGUUGUCAUUUGGGCUUGGUAAUGAUCCCGUUAGCACAACUCAACUGUGAGGAUGUGUGACUUUAAAGGCCUACUGAAACCCACUACCGACCACACAGUCUGAUAGUUUAUAUAUCAAUGAUGAAAGCUUAACAUUGCAACACAUGCCAAUACGGCCGGGUUAACCUAUAAAGUGCAAUUUUAAAUUUCCCGGGAAACUUCCGGUUGAAAACGUCUAGGUAUGAUGACGUUUGCGUGUGACGUCGAUGGUUGAAGCGGAAGUAUUCGGACACAUUGUAUCACAAUACAAACAGCUCUGUUUUCAUCUCAAAAUACCACAGUAUUCUGGACAUCUGUGUUGGUGAAUCUUUUGCAAUUUGUUUAAUGAACAAUGAAGACUGCAAAGAAGAAAGCUGUAGGUGGGAUCGGUGUAUUAGCGGCUGGCUGCAGCAACACAACCAUGAGUUGGAUAGCAGACGCGCUAUCCGACGCUGGCCGCCGACCGCAUCGAUGAUCGGGUGAAGUCCUUCGUCGCGCUGGAACGCAGGUGAGCACGGGUGUGGAUGAACAGAUGAGGGCUGGCGUAGGUGGAGCGCUAAUGUUUUUAUCAUAGCUCUGACGAGGUUCCGUAGCCAAGUUAGCUUCAAUGGCGUCCUUAGCAACAGCAUUCCUAGGCUUUGUUAGCUUCAAUGGCGUCCUUAGCAACAGCAUUGCUAGGCUUCGACAGGCGGCACAGCAUUAACCGUGUGGUUACAGGUCCAGUGUUUGGUUCGGUGUCUCCUGAUAGUAGUAUUGUUGAUCUUCUGUCCAUCCUUCCAGUCAGGGGCUUAUUUAUUUUGUUUCUAUCUGCAUUUAAGCACGAUGCUAUCACGUUAGCUCCGUAGCUAAAGUGCUUCACCGAUGUAUUGUCGUGGAGAUAAAAGUCACUGUGAAUGUCCAUUUCGCGUUCUCGACUCUCAUUUUCAAGAGGAUAUAGUAUCCGAGGUGGUUUAAAAUACAAAUCCGUGAUCCACAAUAGAAAAAGGAGAAAGUGUGGAAUCCAAUGAGCCCUUUUACCUAAGUUACGGUCAGAGCGAAAAAAGAUACAUCCUGCACUGCACUCUAGUCCUUCACUCUCACGUCCUCAUCCACAAAUCUUUCAUCCUCGCUCAAAUUAAUGGGGUAAUCGUCGCUUUCUCGGUCCGAAUCGCUCUCGCUGCUGGUGUAAACAAUGGGGAAAUGUGAGGAGCCUUUCAACCUGUGACGUCAUGCUACUUCCGGUACAGGCAAGGCUUUUUUAUCAGCGACCAAAAGUUGCGAACUUUAUCGUCGAUGUUCUCUACUAAAUCCUUUCAGCAAAAAUAUGGCAAUAUCGCGAAAUGAUCAAGUAUGACACAUAGAAUGGAUCUGCUAUCCCCGUUUAAAUCCAUCCAUCCAUUUUCUACCGCUUAUUCCCUUCGGGGUCGCGGGGGGGCGCUGGAGCCUAUCUCAGCUACAAUCGGGCGGAAGGCGGGGUACACCCUGGACAAGUCGCCACCUCAUCGCAGCCCGUUUAAAUAAAAACAUUUAAUUUCAGUAGGCCUUUAAUGUGACUUGCUCGUGGUUACAAGACUUCCUGGCUUCCACCGCACUAAAAAACACUCUUCUGUGUCCGGCUGGAGUACUUCCAUCACUUCCUGAGGGCGCAAAUUUUGACCCAAAUCGGUUACUGUCUGGUAUGACGAUUGCAAUAUUUACCCGCCUCUUUUUCUCUCUUUUUGACGGUAAAUCGCAACCACUCCUUGCGGUGUGUAGCGAAAGUGUCCAUCGCUACACACUGACCAUCCAAGUGUUGACAGUGCACUGCAGUGUGGCACACUUCUCCGUGUGAACGCACUUACACACUCAAAAUGUAUGGGAGUGCACAAACUGAGAUGCAUACCACGUCUUCAUUUUUUUUCUACAAAUAUGGCGCUACGGCACUGUUGUACAUCCAAUCGAGCUACUUGCCCUGCACAUGUGGCUGCUACUGAUGUUUGCAAAGUGCUGUGAAUGACGGACAGUAAAACUCAAUAUGGAUUCAUUCAUCUUGAUUAAAGUUAAGUCCUCAUCGGUCAUUGUGAGGUCUUCCUCUUGUUUCAUGCCAUUGAACAACAAGGAAAGAAUGUUUUAGAGAAAACAAAAAAACAUCUGUUUAUUUUUAUAUCCUGAUGCAAUAUAGAGAAUGUACUAUUCAAUGGUGCUGAAGCUGACCCAUAACUGUUUUUUGUUUGACUUAUGUAAGUUUCAAGAAAGAAAAGGAAUAUUUAUGUUUAAGGGUUAUUGUAACAAGUCACUUUUAACAGGCAGUUAACAUGAUUCAUUGUCUGGACACAUGUUAAUAAAAGACCACAAAAACUUGCUUUUACUUAUUCAUGU
Messenger RNA from Entelurus aequoreus (snake pipefish), 4902 nucleotides. It is a transcript of the gene usp2a, whose product is annotated as ubiquitin specific peptidase 2a. Gene Ontology annotation, molecular function: cysteine-type deubiquitinase activity. The transcript has 13 exons. The coding region runs from base 358 to 2109 and encodes 583 amino acids. Gene Ontology annotation, biological process: protein deubiquitination. Gene Ontology annotation, cellular component: cytoplasm. Lineage: Eukaryota; Metazoa; Chordata; Actinopteri; Syngnathiformes; Syngnathidae. The record is from RefSeq and is a predicted model, not a curated record.